AUGAACAGAUACGAUCGUGCUAUCACCAUUUUCUCUCCAGAUGGACACUUGUUCCAAGUCGAAUAUGCCCAAGAAGCUGUCAAAAAGGGAUCAACAGCCGUAAGCAUUUUUAUAUCAAAACAUUGACAUUCAUCAUUUGAUUAGAACUUUUGAUAGACAAGUAAAUUAGUUGAGUAUUCGUACUGAUUUAUGAAUCUCAAAUUUAAUCGGGUGAAAAAGGAAUAUGCUUGUAAUAGCUGAUAUUUAUUGUAUUUCAUUUAGGUUGGUGUCCGAGGAAAAGAUUGCAUUGUGAUUGGUGUUGAAAAGAAAUCAAUUCCAACACUUCAAGAUGACAGAACCAUUCGUAAAAUCCACAUGAUUGAUGAUCAUGUUAUGCUUGCCUUUGCCGGUUUGUCUGCAGAUGCUCGUGUUUUAGUCGAUCGCGCUCGAAUUGAAUGUCAAUCUUACAAGUUGACUCUCGAGGAUCCAGUUACAGUUGCCUAUAUCUCUCGCUACAUCGCCAACACUAAGCAGGUAAUGCAUCGUCCAAAGUGAAAAAAAAAUGCGAAAAAUCAAAAAAAAAACGUCCAAACUGACGCAUUUUUUUUCGCAGAAAUCGCAUUUUUUCGAGCACUUUUUUCGCGUUUUCUGGUGUUUUUCGAGCCAAAAUGGACAGAAAUUGAAAGAAUUUGUUUGAAAUGGUGUUUUUAUUGAUACUGGAGGAAAAAUCAGCGGUGAAACAUAAAAAAUGAGUUUGUCGAAAAAAUUUCGAAAAAGUUGAAAAAAUUUGAAAUUUUCAAAAUCGUUUUUUUUUCAUGUUUCACCAUUGAUUUUUCCUCCAGUAUCAAUAAAAACACCAUUUCAGACAAAUUCGUUCAAUUUCUGUCCAUUUUGGCUCGAAAAACACCAGAAAACGCGAAAAAGUGCUCGAAAAAAUGCGAUUUCUGCGAAAAAAUGCGUCAGUUUGGACGUUUUUUUUUUGAUUUUUCGCAUUUUUUUUUCACUUUGGACGAUGCAUAAAUUAAUCGUUUGAACUUUUUUCGCCAAAUAUACGUUGUUCAGAGAUUCACUCAAUCACCGGGACGUCGACCAUUCGGAAUAUCAAUGUUGAUUGGAGGAUUUGAUUUCGAUGGUACUCCACGACUUUUCAAGACAGAACCAUCCGGAGCUUAUUAUGAAUAUUUGGCAAACUCAACUGGCCGUGGUGAGAAACCAGUUCGUGAAUAUUUAGAGGAACACUAUGGAGAUGAGACAAUUGCUGAUGAACAAUCAACACUCAAAUUGGUUGUUAAAUCAUUAGCUCAGGUAUUUAUUUUUGAAUUAAAAUUUUUGCAUUAAAUGGUCCGGUAACCCAGAAAUAAACAUGGCCCAAAAUGAAAGAUAUUCAUUUCAAGAUUGUUCGAAUUUAUAUAAAACGUUGCGAAAAAACUUUCUAGAUUUUAUAAAAUCCGAGGAAAAAACUAGAGAAAUGGAGGGGCUAGGAAAUUUCUAGUCCCUAAUUGUAAGAUAUUUUUCAAAGUCCCUCCAUUUCUCUAGUUUUUUCCUCGGAUUUUAUAAAAUCUAGAAAGUUUUUUCGCAACGUUUUAUAUAGAUUCGGACAAUAUAGAGUUGAAUAUAUUUCAUUUUAGACUAUAUUUAUUUCUGGGUUGCCCGACCAUUUAACUUAAUUAUUGUUUUUCAGGUCGUCCAAUCUGGCUCUCAAAAUAUUGAAAUCGCAGUCAUGAAAAGAGUUAAUGUAAGUUCAUAAAAUUGUAGGGUAUAUAUCUUUCUCCUUCAAUAAAUCUUCAAAAAAGAAAGAAUAACCUCACAAAUAAAAACUAUUACUUUUCAGAAUGAAAUUCAACAACGCGUUCUUUCUGUUGAAGAAGUAGACGAACUUCUCAAAGUUGUUGAAGCCGAAAGAAUUGCAGCAGAAGCCGAAGAAGCUGCAUCUAAAAAGAAAUAA
Messenger RNA from Caenorhabditis angaria, 1924 nucleotides. The record is from the annotation of a GenBank genome assembly. NCBI's taxonomy places the organism in Eukaryota, Metazoa, Nematoda, Chromadorea, Rhabditida, Rhabditidae.